Messenger RNA from Bemisia tabaci, 3167 nucleotides. RefSeq names its product very long chain fatty acid elongase 7. Gene Ontology annotation, cellular component: endoplasmic reticulum membrane. The record is from RefSeq and is a predicted model, not a curated record. Lineage: Eukaryota; Metazoa; Arthropoda; Insecta; Hemiptera; Aleyrodidae. Gene Ontology annotation, molecular function: fatty acid elongase activity. Gene Ontology annotation, biological process: fatty acid elongation, polyunsaturated fatty acid; sphingolipid biosynthetic process; very long-chain fatty acid biosynthetic process.
ACGUUGGAUCUGAGAUUUCACAUCCUCAUUUUCCGCGGUAAUCUUGUUUCUAUCACUUGUCACUCGUCACUCUCGGACAUCUCAUUAUAGAGAUUAAUGUGUUCGGCGAUUUUGUCUAUAGAAUCUCACUAGUUAAUUGAUCAUUUACUUAUUCAAUAUUUCAAAUCAGUGAUUUGUUAUGAAAUUGUUUGUUUCGACCGAAAUUGUAUUCAGAAUAUCUAUGUCGCCCUGUCUGUUUUCAUUUUAAUCAACUCACGGCUAAAUGCUGCUGGUGGUAGUGAAAGAAAAUGGCAGCAAUCCUAGGAAGGGUAUACCAAACUUAUCACUGGCUAAAUGUCGACCUCCAGGAUGAGAGGACGAAAGACUGGCCUUUGAUGAGCUCUCCAUGGCCAACAUUAGGCUUAUUAGUAUUUUACAAUUACUUUGUACAGAGCUUAGGUCCACGGCUUAUGAAAGAUAGGAAGCCAUUUAAAUUAGAUGGAGUUCUAAUCGUAUUUAACGUUGUACAAAUUCUAGCAAAUAUAUUAUGUUUAUAUGAGUGCCUCAAACAUGGAUGGGGCGGAAGGUAUAACUGGAUCUGUGAGCCUUUUGAUAGAGCCCCAACGCCAGAGAACAUUACGGUUGCUCGAGUCGUGUACGGCUACUUUUUGCUCAAAGUUUCAGAUUUGUUAGACACAGUAUUUUUCGUAUUAAGAAAAAAGAAUGGUCAAGUUUCAUUCCUCCAUGUAUAUCAUCACACCGGUAUGGUCAUGCUCACAUGGAGUGCUACGAAGUGGCUUCCAGGUGGCCAUGAAACUUUCCUAGGACUUAUAAAUUCUAUUGUGCACAUUAUUAUGUAUACUUACUACUUGGUAACAAUCGUUAAACCUGAACAGAAAAACAAUAUCUGGUGGAAGAAAUAUCUGACUCAACUGCAAAUGGUCCAAUUCUUCAUGAUUGCCUUUCACUCUUCCCUCCUCUUGAUUCAGCCGAAGUGCGACUAUCCCAGAUGGGUGCCCCUGGUCAUGAUUCCGCAAAACGGAUUCUUAUUCCUUCUGUUUUUCGAUUUCUACAAAAAAGCUUACAUGAAUAAAAAACCUGAAGACAUGAAAAUUUCGAAUGGAAAAGUUGCAAAUGGAAAAGUUACUGAGAAUGGAACAACAAAUAAAAUCGAAAACGGAUUUUGUAAGAGCAAUGGGUCAACGGAGAAAAUUGAAAACGGAUUUUAUAAAAAAUCGAAUGAAAAAAUUGAAAAUGGAUUUCACCCGGAUAUUGCACUAAGGAAAGUCAUCGAAAAUGGGAAAAUGCCUAGUAAAGUUGCUUAAACUGAAGUUCCUUCUGAACUUUACACUUUUAGAACUACUUUCAAAUUGAGAAUGAAUAUUCUUUCAAUGUUACCCUGAAGCCUACUCGAAUUUGAUUACUUUUUCAAUGAACGUUCCUUCAUGACACUUGGCAAGUUCUAUUGAAUACGUUUCUAAAAUACUACUUUUUUGGUCUGUUUUAUAUCGUGGAGCAAUGGGGCUCAGUGUUGUUUCAUGUAAUAUCAAAAUUGCAAAAAUCCCUCAGUAGUUCUUAUUCAAACAAAACAAAAAAAAAAAAAAAAUUGCAACCAAUGAGAAGUUUAAAACUCAUCGCAUAAUUUACAUGUGAGUGACUACUUUAACAUUCGUAGAAUAAAAAAUAAUGCAUGAUGGUGUUAACCAUUCAUUCGAAUUCUGAGUUUCAAUUAAUGUUGAUUGUGCUUUCUCAUCGGUGCUUUUUUCUCAGUGUUUUAUGCUCAAACUUUUUGGCUCAUUCGUCAAAAAGAAUUUAAAGUAGCAACGUCUUAUUCAUACACUGUCAAAUGAUCCAGUCACACAUUUGUAGUUCCAUCUCUUGUGUUUUAAAUAGCUUGAAAAUAAGAUAAGUCUCAAAAAUGCUGUUCAAAUAUGAGGUAGAUUCCAGAGAAAUGAUAGGGAAUUAAUUGACAAGAAGUUUCUGUCUGAUAUGUGUAAACGUAUCAAUACAUUUUUCCUACGCAUGGAGCUUCAUUCAGAAAGUUGAAAAGGUCACUGAUGGGUAUAUGCUGAUCUUGACAAGUUUUGUGCAGAAAAUAAGAACCUUUUCGCAUACCUUCAAACUGGGUUAAAAAGGUGCACACGUGUGUAAUUUUAAUACCAGUUGUGUUGAAACAUCAUCUUCGGAAUAAGUUACCGCACGAACAAAAAUGUCUGUAAAAACUUAAAAACUGUAAGCUUUUAGAGUUGAAUAUGAGUUUUACUCAGUUUGACACACUGUGUAGUGAAAUGUUUCCUUCCUUUAUUUAUACCUCUUUCUUAAUGCUGUUUUUUGAUGUUUCUUCUAUUUAUUUCCUUUUCUCUUAUCCUUUAUUGUGGCAAUCUUAUUCGGCAGAGUUUCCACAAACUUUAAAUUUUUGACAUAAUUUGGUCAAUUUUUCCUUCGCUUGAAUUUCCUAUUUGACAGAUUUCCACCUGCCAAUUAUGAAACAACAUGAAUGUCGAUUUUUUUGGAACUCAAACUUAGAUGUGAUAAUUUGCUUUUUAAUUUUGUUGUUUUGUACUAAAUUAAAGAGACAGCUAGUGAUAAUGAAAAGGGACACAUGUUACCAUUGCCUGAUCGAUUAUAACAUCUGUAAUCGACUCCUCGUAUCAGAGGUAAAAAUAAUGACUAUUACAUAAAAUCUGAGUUCAUAAUGGUUAAACAUCUUGGCAACUCUAGAAAUAUUCCAGUGUGGACAUAUGUUCUUUUGUGAUACACACAUAUGUUCCUCUUCUGAACUUUUUAACUUUUGCAUUUUUGUACUUUUUUCGUGUAUCUUUAUCAUAUUUUGGUAAAAUCUGAGUCAAAAAAUAUAUGUACUUCUUCAGGACGUUGCCCAUUUGAGAAUAAGAUGUUUUAAAAAAACUCAAGUUUUGAGAUUUUUGAAUGAUACCAAUUGCAAGUUCAAACAGAUGCCAUUUUGAAUUUAAAACGAGAGUUAAUUUAAAUUCUAGAUCUCAGAUAUUUGAUUUUGUAUUUAUUUUUGCGCAUCAAUGAGAUCAUACGGCAAUCUAAGGAACAUAAAAUUUAGUGAUAAAAACUUAAAUUAAGAAUGGUUAAACAUGUUUUAGCUGUUAUCUUAGGGACCACUGGAUGUAAAUAGUAUUUUUCACAGAGUAAUAAAAUUUAAAUUAUGCAAAAAAAUA